Mycena indigotica is the source of this 1389-nucleotide messenger RNA. Its product is annotated as Dihydroorotate dehydrogenase. Bases 1 to 1389 code for a protein of 462 amino acids. Gene Ontology annotation, biological process: pyrimidine ribonucleotide biosynthetic process; 'de novo' pyrimidine nucleobase biosynthetic process. The record is from RefSeq and is a predicted model, not a curated record. Gene Ontology annotation, cellular component: cytoplasm; mitochondrial inner membrane. The transcript has 6 exons. Gene Ontology annotation, molecular function: dihydroorotate dehydrogenase activity. Lineage: Eukaryota; Fungi; Basidiomycota; Agaricomycetes; Agaricales; Mycenaceae.
AUGUUUCGCCAUUCACGACUGGCUCAGUCGCUCCGCCCAGGCUUUGCACGACAUGCGUCAACUCGAGCACCAUCUCCUUCUUCUCCCAUUAGAAAUGGGGUUUAUGGCACAGUCUUAGUUGUGUCUGCCGGUCUUUUCACGAUUUACUACUUGGACGCGCGCUCUGCGAUACACCGUUACGUUUUCACUCCCCUGCUACGCAAUGCAUUCGACGCGGAAACUGGUCACAAAUUAGCCGUCAGGAUACUCAAAACUGGGCUGGCUCCGAGGGACCCGGUGGUGGAUGAUGCUCGUCUGAAAUCGUCACUUUGGGACUGUGAGUUCUCGAAUCCGGUGGGGUUGGCGGCAGGUUUUGACAAGAACGGAGAGGCGAUAGACGGGUUAUUUAACCUGGGCUUCAGUUGGGUCGAAAUCGGGAGUGUAACACCUAAACCCCAGUCGGGAAACCCACAACCCCGCGUCUUCCAUCUUCCAGACGACCUGGCGCUUAUAAACCGCUAUGGAUUUCCCUCAGAGGGUCACGCCGCUGUGUUGUCUCGACUUCGCGCGAGAAUACCGCGUUUCUCUGACGACUCAUCCUCCGCUUCGUUCCGCCCUGGUUCAGUGCUUGCCGUCAACCUUGGGAAAAACAAGGAAUCACACCCAGACUCGAUUGAAGAUUUCGUUGCGGGAGUGAAAAUGUUUGGAGAGUACUCGGACGUUCUGGUCAUCAAUGUAUCGAGUCCAAAUACUCCUGGCUUGCGAGGUCUCCAGAAUCGGCAGGCACUUGAGAAUUUGCUGGCUGGCGUGAUAGAAGCGCGAGAGCAGAUUAGUACGAGGAAACCAAAACUCGUUCUCAAGAUCGCGCCGGACCUAACAGAGAGUCAACUGGUCGAAAUGGCAAGCGUGAUCGCGAGCAAGGCCAUUGACGCAGUGAUCGUGAGCAACACCACAACCCAGCGGCCUGCGAGUCUGGGAGAUCUGAACAAGUCUGAAAUAGGCGGCUUGUCUGGCGCCCCGUUGAAGCCUUACUCACUUGCGGCGCUCAAGACUCUCCGCCAGAAUUUACCCGCUACUAUUCCUCUCAUUGGAUGCGGCGGAAUUUCGACUGGGGCUGACGCAUUAGAAUACGCCAGGGCCGGUGCCUCACUUAUCCAGGUUUACACUGGAUUUGGCUAUGAUGGGGUGGGAACUUGUCGACGAAUUAAAGAUGAGCUUGCGGGAGAGUUAGAGAAGCAAGGGACAACUUGGUCGGAGGUGGUGCAAAAGGCAGUGUCAGAGUUGAGUUUACAAGAGACACAGAAAGCGGCAGAUGGAACGAGUAGGAUUAAAGAGCUCAUUGCAGAGGCAGAGGAGCUUAGGAGGAUGUUAGAUCGACUUGGAGAGUCGACACAUUUAGAAAUAGCAUAA